CAGAGAAGCAGCCACGAUGGAAACCAUCAUAAGGAUCAACAAUGCUGCGGACAUCUCUGUUAUUGUCAUCUAUUUUUUGGUGGUCCUGGCAGUGGGACUAUGGGCUAUGUACUCAACCAACCGGGGGACAGUAGGUGGAUUCUUCCUGGCUGGGCGAAGCAUGGUCUGGUGGCCGAUUGGUGCUUCUCUGUUUGCCAGUAACAUUGGCAGUGGGCACUUUGUGGGAAUAGCAGGAACAGCAGCAGCUGGAGGAAUUGCCAUCGGAGGAUAUGAAUGGAACGCUCUGAUAUUUGUGGUUAUUCUAGGAUGGCUGUUUGUACCCAUCUACGUCAAAGCUGGGGUGGUGACGAUGCCAGAGUAUCUGAGGAAACGUUUUGGUGGGAAACGGAUUCAGAUCUACCUGUCAGUCCUUUCUCUGAUCCUGUAUAUUUUCACAAAGAUCUCAGCAGACAUAUUCUCUGGAGCUGUAUUUAUACAGCUGGCCAUUGGGCUGAAUCUUUAUGUGGCCAUAAUUAUCCUGCUUGCUAUUACUGCUCUUUACACCAUCACAGGUGGCCUUGCGGCUGUGAUUUACACAGACACCUUACAAACAUUUAUCAUGGUAGUGGGAUCCUUUAUCCUCAUGGGAUUUGCAUUCUCUAAAGUAGGAGGGUAUGACGCUUUCAUGGAGAAGUACAUGAAUGCAAUUCCAUCCAACACCUCCUAUGGGAAUGUUACCAUUGAUCCCGCGUGCUACACGCCUCGGCCGGAUUCCUUUCACAUCUUCCGAGAUGCCGGCACUGGGGACCUGCCGUGGCCAGGGCUCAUCUUUGGUUUGAGCAUCAUUGCUUUGUGGUACUGGUGCACAGAUCAGGUUAUUGUCCAAAGGUGUCUCUCUGGCAAGAACAUGUCCCAUGUGAAAGCUGGUUGUGUCAUGUGUGGAUACUUGAAGCUCUUGCCCAUGUUCAUCAUAGUGAUGCCUGGGAUGAUCAGCCGAAUUCUGUAUACAGAUGUGGUGGCUUGUGUUGUGCCUGAAAUCUGUGAGAAGUACUGUGGCACCGCAGUUGGCUGUACAAAUAUUGCUUAUCCCAAAAUGGUAGUUGAGCUUAUGCCAAAUGGUCUGCGGGGUCUGAUGCUGUCAGUCAUGUUGGCCUCCCUGAUGAGCUCCCUGACUUCCAUUUUCAACAGUGCCAGCACCUUGUUCACUAUGGACAUUUACACCAAAUUCCGAAAGCGACCAUCUGAGAAAGAGCUGAUGUUGGCUGGAAGGGCAUUUAUGUUACUUUUAAUUGGCGUCAGCAUUGCCUGGGUGCCUGUGGUGCAGUCGGCUCAAAGUGGGCAGCUCUUCGAUUAUAUUCAGUCAGUUACCAGCUACCUGGGACCUCCCAUUGCUGCUGUCUUCCUGCUUGGUGUCUUCUGCAAGCGAGUCAAUGAACAGGGUGCCUUCUGGGGCCUGAUGAUCGGGCUGCUCGCUGGGCUGGCUAGAAUGAUUGCGGAGUUUGCCUACGGGACCGGCAGCUGUGUGAGCCCUUCCAACUGCCCGUUCAUCAUCUGUGGGAUUCACUACCUUUACUUUGCAAUUAUUCUUUUUGGGGUUACCGCCAUCGUCAUCCUGGCAGUCUCCUUCAUGACUAAGCCCAUUCCUGAUGUGCACCUUUACCGCUUGUGCUGGUCUUUGCGGAACAGCAAAGAAGAACGUAUUGAUCUUGAUGCAGAAGACGAGCAGGACAAAGCUGAUGAAAGGGAUGAGGAAUCAGUUAAUGAGGAAAGUCAAGAAGACCCGGGAUGCUUUAAGAAAGCGUACAACUGGUUCUGUGGCUUAGAUCAACAAAAAGCGCCCAAACUGAGCAAGGAGGAAGAGGAAGCAUUGAAGAAGAAACUGACCGACACGAGCGAAGUGCCGCUUUGGAGAAAUGUUGUGAAUAUCAAUGGCAUCAUCCUAUUGACUGUGGCUGUAUUUUGCCAUGCCUUCUUUGCAUAAACCUCUGAUUACAGGCCUGAAAUAGUACUGUAUUGUCCAGCAAAAACGAUGACUUGUAGAUUUAGGGCUAGAUACACUUUGUAUUUUCAUUGUCUAUGUUUGUAAAAAAUCAGGGUGAUUUACUCUGCUGAUUGUUUUAUCAUAAUUUCAACAAUCUAAAGAUGAAGGCCACUGGGAUUUCAAGAGAGAGAAUUUCUGAAUCAAUCCAGGGUUAAUAGAGGCUCAGAAUUUCCAUCCAAUAUUCUCUCUACUCAUGAUACAUUUCAUAUUUUAGGUGCAGAACAAGGCUGCAUGAGCCAUAUUUCUUAUCAGGGUUUGUAAACUACUUUCUAGGGUUGAUUUUCAACCCUCCUUCUUCUGAUCAUUCAAAUUUCUCUUUCCUUUGGCUAUGAUAAUUUGAUUACAAAACACCCACAACAACUGAGGGACUGUAUUAUGAAUUCAAUUAAAAAUCAUUUCUGUUCCCUCCAAGCAUGGGAUAUCUUAGGUGAAGGAUUUAUGUAUAUAUUGAUGUAUCUGACACAAUAUCUAACGUUCCAUUGUAACUAUUUUCCUUUUUUUUUUUCACUUUUCAUUGUGUUUUCUCAGUGAUCAGUGGAACACUAACCAUCUGAAUUGAUUGCAUUUUGAAAUUAGGGAAAACAUGUCCCAGUGAUCGUAAUAAGAAUUCUGCUUAUGAUAGAUUCUCUGUUUAAGGUUAACUUCAAAAGGUCCUUUCUUUAUAUUUUAAUAUGUACCUAUACUUGAAUGUGAAGCUUUUUAUACAAAAUACAUAUAUUAUAUAUACACAUACAAUACAUUAUAUAUAUGCACUAUAUAUAUUAUGUAUAUUUAAAAUAUAUAUGUAUGUGUGUGUCUAUAUAUAUAUUUAUUUCUUACUGAUCAGUUUCCAUCUUGGUAUGUCAAGUCAAUCUCUACCCAGCAUUACUAGGACCUCUUUAUGGUAGGGUUGGUGUUAAUGUAUUGCCUCUUUCCAUGGACUAUGGAAACAAUUCUUGCACGUGGUUAAAAGUCCAAAGCAUCGGAACGCUGGGUUUGCAUUUUUCUUUCAAGUACAUCUGAGAGCUCUGUACUGCUUCUGUGCAAAGCUAUAGAUCUUUCCUCGGAAGAUUUCAUUGACAAAUAGAAUUCAAGCUGUACAACAGUAUGAGUUAAUAGUUCAUGAAGAAGAAUAGUCACAGCUGCAGGAUAUCAGCUAAACCAGUCUGAUUGUCUCCUCUUGAUAAGUUUGAUACCAGCUGGAGGUACAGAAAAAGAUAGAUUUAACAUUUCAAAGCAAAAAGCAAUAGAUCUUCUUAUCAUCUAAUUCAGCUUCCCGGGGAAUCAAGCGUAAGAAGACGACAUUGCUUGCUGUAGUCAAGCCCCACCACAAUUCCCUGUUCCUGCUGCUCGUGUAGCGCGCGAUGCUGCGUUGUCUCAACGCGUUUCGGUGCGAUUCCACAGCGGGAUGCACCAGCCUUGCCAUAAAUGCAUCUAAAGGGGAAGGCAGUCUGUGCUGCACCACCCUGCGCCGACUCCUGCUGCUUUAAUCACUCCCACUUCCUAAUCUUCUGUCAGUAUCUUUUCUUCAUUUGGAUCCAAACCAAAAUGCUCUGGAUUCAAGUAGAAUCACUGCUCCUCAGUAUAAUCCCUUCAGUACACUGAAAGGUUUUGCAUAGGCCAGAUCAAAUCAAUAUAAAUAUCAGUGCAAACCAUUUUCUUACAGUUAAUACAGCAAUAGAGUAUUUCAAAGACCAUGCAAUUAAUUAUAUUUAAUGGACUAUGAAGACUUGUAUGUAUUAAAGUAUUUGUAUAUUUUAAAGUAUUUGGUGUCCACAAAAUGAUGUGAUUUUUAUCCAGUAUGAUGGAAGACUGCGAAACUUAAUUUGGUGUCUGGGUUUUGGCUCUGGGUAAUGGUAAGGGAUGACAAACAAACAAGAAGGACUUUAGUGAGGAUUGCCCAGAGCCCUCUUUGUCAUGCUCUGUUACAAAAAUAAAAAUAUGGUGAAGCUAUAC
Molecule: messenger RNA, 3955 nt
Organism: Calidris pugnax (ruff)
Lineage: Eukaryota; Metazoa; Chordata; Aves; Charadriiformes; Scolopacidae
Product: sodium/glucose cotransporter 1-like
Exons: 15
Coding region: 17-1960 (647 amino acids)
Biological process (GO): transmembrane transport; sodium ion transport
Cellular component (GO): plasma membrane
Molecular function (GO): D-glucose:sodium symporter activity
Source: RefSeq, a predicted model, not a curated record